GUCUGAACACUUUUGCAAUGCACUGUAAAACAGCAAAAAUCAGAAAAAAAUGGAAUGAAACACAUAAAGGAUAAUAAACAAAUGCUUCCAGAAUGCAGCCCCCAACUAAUCAGAUGAAAAUAAACAGUUUUGUUUAUUUUUGUUUGAUAAACAGAGGGAAAAAUUAGUCUGAUUGGAUUGAAUUGGGAGCAUUUCUUAUCUCCUUGGGGAAAUAGAAUAAAAUAUGGAAACUUAAACACACUAAUUUUACCCCAUAUAUCGGGCUUAAAAUGAUGAAAGAAAAUUCUUGACUUUUCAAGACUGUGUAUAUUAACCCCGAUUACAGAACCGUAUGGCUUCACGGUUGGUGAAUCUUUGAGUUUGACUCCCUUCCAGAUGGUGGCGCUGAAGAGAUGAGCCGUGAGAGCAAAGACAAGAGGAAGCGCGACAUUUCUGUUUGUGGCGCAAGUAGCUAGCUAAGCUAACACGUUUCGUUACCAAGAAUGGCAACGUCCAAGAAGGGGAAAAAAGUAGUAAAUCAAGAAGAACUCCGGCGGUUGAUGAGGGAGAAACAACGACAGAACACGGAGAAGAAACGCGUGGAAUCUCCCUUCGCCAAAUACAACAGUUUGGGCCACCUCAGCUGUGUCCUGUGCUCCGUGCAGGUGAAGUCUGAACUUCUGUGGCCAGCUCAUGUUCUGGGGAAGCAGCAUAAAGACAAGGUUGCAGAGUUGAAAGAAGGAAAGAGCCAACCAGCUGUAUCACAGAGUCACCCUGUAAAAAGGAAAACACAGGACAGCGUGGAAGUUGUUGGGAAAAAGGCCAAACCAGCAGGUCAGUCUGAGUCGGGUUUGCCUGGAGACUUUGAGAAGUCUUCCGAAAAGGCGACUGCUUCCACACAGAAAUCUGCAGGACUGAGCCUCUUAGCAGGAGUUUACGACGAGGACGACGCUGAUGAAGCGGAUGUCCCAGCGCAGCCCGCUAAAGAGCUGCCAGCUGAUUUCUUUGACAGCUCCAUCCCACCCACGCCUGCCGUUUCCCACUCGGGAUCUAUCCUCAAAGCAGACGCCCCGGAGAAGACUCCCGAAAAGAAAGACAACACAGCCGAGGCGCUGCCCGAGGGCUUCUUCGACGAUCCGGUCAGAGACGCCAAAGUGCGGAACGUCGACGCCCCGAAAGAUCAGAUGGACAAGGAGUGGGAAGAGUUUCAGAAGGAGAUCCGACAGGUGAACACAAAGUCUGAGGCCAUCGUGGCAGAGGACGAUGAAGAGGGACGUUUUGAGCGUCAGAUCGACGAGAUUGAUGAACAGAUCGAGUGUUACAAAAGGGUGGAACUGCUGAGGGACAAGCGGGAUGUGUUGAAAAGUAAACCAGCGCCAAGAAAGGAUGAAGAAAUGGAGACUGAUAAUAACAAUGAGGAGGAGGAGGAAGGAGAAGAAGAUGAAGAGGGGUUGCUGGGGCUUUUGUCCCGAGACUGGAGGGCUAAAGGGGCUCUGGCUUAGAGUUCUUCAUGUAAAACCUGGUUUUGUUAAGAUUGUUGAUAAAUUUGCUCUCAAACAUGAAAUUUGUACAUAGUUUUGCUAAAAGUCGCGGUCUUUUGUAAAUUUCAUUUUCAGUCAUGCAAAAGUACUUCAGUAAAAGUGCUACACAAAAUCAAAGCUUCUGAAUGUAUCCUUAAAAAACAUAAGAAACUCAAGCCUUUAACUGUCUUUAUUCAUUGGUGCUCAAACAACAAAAAACAUUCAUAAAAUCUAAUUUACAGUUGCAUUGUGGACCCAAAAAUCUCUGACACAAAAGCUUGACAAACCUUCAUCCUGCAAAGAAACAUUUAAUUUAUGUAUGUACUCAUGUUAACAUGGUGAAUUUAACAAACAUGCCAUAAUCUAAUGGUAACUAUUACCUUGAUAAGAUCAGUUACAGAGCAGUUAGACCCCUAAUACCUUUUUAAUUUAAAGCAUAAAAGUGGAGAACACAACAUUUUUGGUCUAAAGAGAUAUAAAUCAAGUGUGUAGUCAGAUGCAUUUAUUUUUAGCUAAGAUUAUGAACAUGUUAGCAUAAAAGUGCAUCAAUCCUAAACUAUCAAAAUGUUAUUUAAGAAAUUUAACGGAAAAGUGAAACUCCUAAGAUUUAAAACAGUAAAAGUGUUUAUUUCUGGCAAUUUUGAUGAUUCUUUACAGCUACUAAAGACCCAAAUUUUAGCUUCUCAGAAAAUUAAAAUAUUAAAGACCAAAGAAAAAGGAUUUUAAAUAGAAAUGUACCACAGCAAAAUAAUCUGGCUCUUCAUUGAGAGCUGUAUGCAAGCAUAUUACAGAAAGGUGAGUGGAAGGAAAACUGUUGAUUUAAUGUUCCAAUAGAAGUUGGCACACUGUCUAAAGUACCAAAACCUUGUUUAAAGACCAUUUUAUCUCAGUAUGUUUAGUAAGUAAACUUUCCAGAUUUAUUAUCAAGAGGAUGAUGAAAGUAUGUCUAGGAGACCCAAAUAGCCAAUCAAGAUCGAGUGCAUAAACUGGACAGUACCUGGGCAUUUUUGGUUGGCCAGUUGUAUAAAUUCCUUUGUUUUUUAUUGGUCUUGUAGUUUAUUGCAAACACAAAAUCAGUAUCUGAGAAAGUACAUUUUGAGUUUUCCUUUGCCAUCACUCAGCUACAAUUAUUAAACAAUUUGUCUCUAUACGUGAUGAAUCUGAUUUUGACUUUAUUUACUGGAGUAAAUAAAAAAUUUAAAAGACAUUCUAAUUUGUUGAGAUGUAUCUUUAUUGUGACCCAAUUAAUCAAUUCUCUGGUGGAUUUUAAAUGAUUAAUUCUGUCAAUUAACCUUUAGCAUGUUUUCUUGAACCAAAAGGUCAGAACUUAAGGAGAACAACAAAUCAGUAUCAACAAAAAAA
Molecule: messenger RNA, 2861 nt
Organism: Xiphophorus couchianus (Monterrey platyfish)
Lineage: Eukaryota; Metazoa; Chordata; Actinopteri; Cyprinodontiformes; Poeciliidae
Gene: znf830
Product: zinc finger protein 830
Exons: 1
Coding region: 483-1481 (332 amino acids)
Biological process (GO): mitotic DNA damage checkpoint signaling; nuclear DNA replication; mitotic DNA replication checkpoint signaling
Cellular component (GO): nucleus; spliceosomal complex
Molecular function (GO): nucleic acid binding; zinc ion binding
Source: RefSeq, a predicted model, not a curated record